AUGAUCAGGGAUCGUCAUGGCAAAGAGAGAGUCUUCUUUUGCUCCAAGUGCUCCAACAAUCACCCGGGGAAAGACUGUAGUGGAAAUUUGGUAGAGUGCAAAUACUGUGGCAAGCUGGGACACCGAGAGUAUGAGUGCUUUGCAAAGCAUGGGCAUCCAGCUCAACAACAUAAUGGGCAACAAAGCUCCAGACCGGGGAAUUUUAGAAAUAACAACAAUGGGAACGACCACAGUGGUAGGAAGCUGAACCACCAGAGGGAGUGGAAUGGAAACCGCACACCUCAAAGUACGACGGUAACUCAUCCAACUACGGGGAGGUUGACAGCCAUCAACAGCAAAGAGACAGAGUUGGCAAGGGAUGUGGUGACAGGUACGUUCCUUGUGAAUUCUGUACCUGUUAAAGUAUUGUUUGAUACUAGGGCAUCUGAUUCUUUUGUAUGCACAUCAAAGAUCGAUAAGUUAGGAUUAAAGAACCCUGAAUCCACCUCUAAUGUCGUAGCGAUUCCAUCGGGGGAGUUAUUUCAAUGUACUAGGUUACAUAGAGGAGUUCCUUUAACCAUAGGAGAAAUUGUUUUCCCUAGUAACUUUUAUGAGCUCGACAUGGAUGACUUAGACAUCAUUCUUGGGAUGGAUUGGUUAGGUCAUUUCAAGGAAGAAAUUGAGUGUGACAAACAAGAAGUGAGGCUUGUGGGACUUAAGGGAAAAAGGGUAAAGUAUAACAAGGGCACUUCGGGGUUACUUUGUUACUUGUGUCAGGUUCGAAGAAUAGAGGAUAAGAUUGUGGCUCUUGAGACCGUUCCCGUCGUAAAUGAGUUUAUGGACGUCUUCCCAGACGAAAUACUGGCAAUGCCACCUACUCGGGACUUUGAAUUUACCAUAGAAUUAGUGCUGGGGGCGGGACCCAUAUCCAAAGUGAACAAGGGACUGGCCCUGGCAGCUGGGGAACAGGAUGAGUCAGAAUGCGAUGAAGAAGAAGCUGCCCUACUGGCCAUGAUCGCUGCAUGGGGAGAGACUGAAAGUGAUCAUGAAACUGUUGUUCACGAAGAAGAAGGGACAACAAACCUAUGUCUCAUGGCUACGCAUGAAAGCAAGGAGAAGGAACCUAUAAGGAAGCAGGCUUAA
Messenger RNA from Amaranthus tricolor (Joseph's coat), 1122 nucleotides. RefSeq lists its product as uncharacterized. The transcript has 4 exons. Bases 1 to 1122 code for a protein of 373 amino acids. NCBI's taxonomy places the organism in Eukaryota, Viridiplantae, Streptophyta, Magnoliopsida, Caryophyllales, Amaranthaceae. The record is from RefSeq and is a predicted model, not a curated record.